AGGGAGCAGGCGAAGCAGGAGAGAGAGAGGGGAAGGAAAGGAGGAAGGAAGGAAGGAAGGAAGGAAGAAGAAGGCAAGAACCAAGAAGGGCCCCUCUUUCCAAGGACAUCUUUUGGGGCAGUUUGGUCUCAUCGUCUGCAGGGAGGGGGCAGGACCAAGGAGCGCAGGAGCACCUCUCUUCCCCCUUCUCUCUCCCCCUCGGCUCCGGUCAGCAUCUCCCCUCCCAACCCAACCCUACCCUCCAACAGACAGGAUGAAGGGGUUCGGGCUGGCAUUGGCAGCCCUGCUGCUGGCCGUGGCCAGCCCUGUGGCACGAGGCGAGGAUGGGCUGGAUUUCCCGGAGUACGACGGCGUGGACCGGGUCGUGGACGUCAAUGCCAAAAACUACAAGGCUGUCCUGAAGAAGUAUGAAGUCCUGGCCCUGCUAUACCACGAGCCGGUGGGAGACGACAAGGCCUCGCAGCGGCAGUUUGAGAUGGAAGAGCUGAUUCUGGAGUUAGCAGCCCAAGUCCUGGAAGAUAAAGGUGUGGGCUUUGGCCUGGUGGACUCAGAGAAGGACGCUGCUGUUGCCAAAAAACUAGGACUGGUGGAGGAAGACAGCGUAUACGUCUUCAAGGAGGAUGAGGUCAUCGAGUAUGACGGGGAGUUUUCAGCCGACACCCUGGUGGAGUUCCUCCUAGACGUGCUGGAGGACCCAGUUGAGUUCAUCGAGGGAUAUCAGGAGUUGGAGGCCUUUGAGAACAUCGAAGACGAGCCCAAACUCAUCGGCUAUUUCAAGAAUGAAGACUCAGAACAUUUCAAAGCCUACGAAGAUGCUGCAGAGGAAUUCCACCCUUACAUCCCUUUCUUUGCUACCUUUGACAGCAAGGUUGCCAAGAAAUUAUCUCUCAAACUGAACGAGAUCGAUUACUACGAGCCUUUCAUGGAGGAACCGGUGACCAUCCCCGACAAGCCCAACAGCGAGGAAGAGAUCAUGAAUUUCCUGGAGGAGCACAAGAGGCCAACUCUGAGAAAACUCCAGCCAGACAGCAUGUAUGAAACCUGGGAGGACGACCUGGACGGCAUCCACAUUGUCGCCUUUGCCGAGGAAGACGACCCUGACGGUUACGAGUUCCUGGAGAUCCUGAAGGACGUGGCUCAGGACAAUACAGACAACCCGGAGCUCAGCAUCAUCUGGAUUGACCCCGAGGACUUCCCACUGCUGAUCCCAUACUGGGAGAAGACUUUCGACAUUGACCUGAACCGGCCUCAGAUUGGGGUUGUCAAUGUGACAGAUGCCGACAGUAUCUGGAUGGAGAUGGACGACGAGGAUGACCUGCCCUCUGCAGACGAGCUGGAAGACUGGAUUGAGGACGUGCUGGAAGGAGAGAUCAACACAGAGGAUGACGAUGAUGACGACGACGAUGACGACGACGAUGACGACUAGAGGCCACUGCCGGCAGCUCCUGCUACGAGGCAGGUCCUGCCUGGGACCACCCGUGUGCCACACUUUCCCCCAGAGUGCCACACAGGUGACCCCCAUGGCAGGGCGCUUGGCCUGCACAAGAGCGACCGGUGCUACCAGACCCCGACGCGAACACCUUUUUAUAUUGACCCUGUUUAAGCCAAAGGCCCCCACCUUGUCCUGCCCCCCCAACCUCUGGGGACCCCCAUUCUGCGCUUCUGAAGCACAGACGGAGAAUCGAGGUCAGCGGAGGGUCUUUUCUUCAGCCUCCCCUCCUCCGCCCCCUCCCUCUCCCCCUCCCCCCACUGGAAUUGCCAGCUCCUAUUGGGCUCCUGUCCUGAGAACAGACAUAUUGGAUCGCAGAGGAGCCUGGAGUGCAAAGCAGAACCAGCUCCCAGGACAGAACCCACUGGCUGGCCAGUCCCUUUUGGGCCACAGAAAUCUCACUGCCCCGCCUCAAGUCCAGUAUGUCAGCCUAGCAGGAACCAGGAGUGUGUGAAGGCUCCGAAGCCCAGCUCAGCCAGAGACGACCUUUCCCCACAAGACACAGGCAGCCCUAGGGAUUUCCCAGCCAGGGCCUUUGACCGGCAGCGCACGCAAGAAGGGCUGCGCUUGCUGGGACUUCUGCCACUCUGCAGCCACUCUGCCACUUCUGCCACUAUGAUUAGUGACUUAAAACCCAACGUGCAGUGCAGAGGAGAGGCACACCUCACCUAGGAGCAAACGGGCUUACAGCAGGGUAGGAGAGUUCCAGAUGUCUGAAGAAGGGAGCUCUGACUUUCAAAAGCUUAUGCUGGGAAAACCUUCGUCGCUAAGGUGCCACUGGACUCAGAUCCAGCCAAGUAGGGGCCUCCAACAGUUCUGCAGCAACUGGGAGUGCGGGCAGACCAGAAUUUAGAAUCUGCCACCUCAGCCAAAAGAACACCGAGAACGCACAGAAAUAGCUCAGAAAGCUGCUGCUUUCUGAUCGGGACUCUUCAGCGCAGGCUUUCAAACACUAGAGGGCAGCAGUGCGGACCAUGCAGAUGUGAGUUCCAGCUGUGGGCAUGUAAACAGCAGCGGAAACAGGCAGGAAGGCUGCCUCUGGUUCUCGUUUUAGAUGCAGGAGCUGAAAAGCGGCCCUCGAAGAAGGGUGUCCCGCGUCCCUCUCCCCCCUCCAAAAUCCCUGCAAUUUCUGCUAGCAGCCCCCCCCCACGCCCCGCCCCGCCCCGCCCCUUGAUCCUUGCACACACACACACACACACUCCAUGGGCCUGGCUUCUGUUCCCAGGUUCUUUCCGAUGCAAAACGAGGCCCGCCUUUGAGCCCUGGGGUAAAGGCCUUCCUGUGGCUUGGCCUGGCCUUUCCAUCGCUUUUCUGGAGGGGGGAAGAGCACAGCACUUGGUGGGUGGACAAUGUACAAUUUGUAUAUUUUCAAACAACUUUGUACAGAUAAACCAUGGUGAUUAAAAAUGUCAAACCAC
Molecule: messenger RNA, 2907 nt
Organism: Eublepharis macularius
Lineage: Eukaryota; Metazoa; Chordata; Lepidosauria; Squamata; Eublepharidae
Gene: CASQ1
Product: calsequestrin 1
Exons: 11
Coding region: 254-1426 (390 amino acids)
Biological process (GO): regulation of skeletal muscle contraction by regulation of release of sequestered calcium ion
Cellular component (GO): sarcoplasmic reticulum lumen
Molecular function (GO): calcium ion binding
Source: RefSeq, a predicted model, not a curated record